Messenger RNA from Filobasidium floriforme, 1853 nucleotides. Its product is annotated as peptidase C1B, bleomycin hydrolase. Gene Ontology annotation, cellular component: cytoplasm. The record is from RefSeq and is a predicted model, not a curated record. Gene Ontology annotation, molecular function: cysteine-type aminopeptidase activity. Gene Ontology annotation, biological process: response to toxic substance; L-homocysteine catabolic process; proteolysis. The transcript is spliced from 10 exons. NCBI's taxonomy places the organism in Eukaryota, Fungi, Basidiomycota, Tremellomycetes, Filobasidiales, Filobasidiaceae. Bases 102 to 1655 code for a protein of 517 amino acids.
AAGGGGGCUAUAUAUAUCAGCCAUCAACUACGCAUUCCACCUCGCAAGACAUCUCAUACAUCCUCUCCAUCCUGCCCACGCUCAUCACGCAACACGCAAUCAUGGGUUCCGCCGCUUCCAAACCCGCAACUCCCGUCCCGACCUACACCGCUGAUCCCGUCAAGUACGACGAGAAGCGGUCGGCCGUCUCACAGGUCCAGGUCUACCGCCAGGUCGAAGAUGAUCGUUCGGCUUCGGGUACGACCGAGAUGGGGUUGACGAGGUCCAAGUUGGACGCCUGGCAGCAAGACUUCGAUGCCACCCCCACCCUCAAGCUUUCCCAAUUGAUCCUGACCAACGCCGAUCCCAAGACCUCGCUCAUCUCCCGCGAACGGAUCAUCCAGGACCAACCCGUCUUCAAUCUCGAGCUCAAGGGCGUCCCCGACAAGGAUGGCAAGAACAGGAAGGGAGUCUACCCGGGUCCGGUGACUAACCAGAAGAAUUCCGGGAGGUGUUGGUUGUUCGCUACCACCAACUGUUUAAGGUACCGAGUCAUUCCCCAGUUGAACUUGGGCGAUUUCCAAUUGUCCCAGUCGUACUUGUUCUUCUACGACAAGCUCGAGAAGGCCAACUGGUUCCUAGAGAACGUCCUCGACCUCGUAGACGAGCCUAUCGAUUCGAGGAUCAUGGAGUUCCUCAACAGGGAUCCCGUUGGAGAUGGCGGGCAGUUCGAUAUGGCUGUCAACAUUGUCGAGAAAUACGGAGUCGUCCCCCAAGCCGUCUACCCAGAAUCGUUCACUUCCUCUCAAUCCGGCCCGAUCAACCAGAUCGUCACCUCCAAGCUUCGGGAAUUCGGUCUCGAACUCCGUCAAAUCGUCGACUCGCUCCGUUCCUCCUCGGCCAGCGUCUCGAAGGAACGCGCUACCGAACGCGCUAGGACGAGGAAGGACGAGAUGAUGCGGACCGUCUUUGACGUCCUCUCCUGCUCCAUGGGCACGCCACCCAAACCCGACGCCGAGUUCUUCUGGGAGACCUAUGAUAGGGACGGCAAGUACUUGAAGGUGGAGAUGACCCCCAAGGCUUUCUACAAGAAGUACACGGGGCCUUAUAGGCCGAACGAGUGUUUCUCGUUAAUCAACGAUCCAAGGAACGAGUAUGAGAAGUUGUACACCGUCGACAGGCUGGGUAAUGUCUCGGGAGGGAUGUCGGUGCGAUACGUCAACGCGCCCACCUCGGCUCUCGAGAAGGCCGUUAUCGCUUGUAUCAAGGCGGACCAGCCGGUCUUCUUCGGAAGCGAUGCGGGAGCUCCUGGAAUCAGGGCUGACGGGAUCUGGGAUACCAAGGCGUUCGACUACCAGAAAGCCUACGGGUUCUCGCUCGGCAUGAACAAGGCGCAGAGGCUUCAGACGGGUGACAGCCUCGCCAACCACGCGAUGGUCAUCACCGCUGUCCAUCUCGACGACAACGGAACACCUGUUCGGUACAAGAUCGAGAACUCGUGGUCCGACGCCGUAGGGAACAAAGGCUUCUUCAUGUGCACGGCCGACUGGUUCCGAGAGUACGUCUACCAAGUCGUCAUUCCCGAGAAGCUGGCCGAGAGCAAGUGGGUCGAGAUCCUGAAAAAGGGCGAUCCCGUCGUCUUGAAGCCAUGGGACCCAAUGGGCGCUUUGGCUUGAGCUAAGCACAGGCGAAUCCGGUUCAACUACCCAGAUAUUGCCCCAGAGACUUUCCGAUACCUGUCGCCCGACAGUGUACGUGAACCGUGUUGUGAUUUAGGGGUUUUGAUUGUGUAAGAAGUUUGAAAUGAGAACUAAGAAUUUUGUAGUGUUUGGGCAUAUAAGUCAUGGAUAUAUGGGCGCAAUGAUAACCUUUUG